AUGAAAUGCUGUCACCAUCUCUUAUAUAAGUGCUCUCUGAAGUCGUUUACUGACACAAAUUAGUUUUAAGAUUCUGAAUGACUGGUUUUGUUUAGGCUAAUUGUCCUAGACAGCCUGUUCCACCUAGGUCCGUUGUACGCAUCUGUGGCAAUGAACUACCCCAAAUUACCUUAUGUUAUUGCUCUCUCUGUCUCUUGAAUGCAUGCCAUCUUCUUCUUAUCAUUGGAUGACAAGUUCCCACCUGCUGUUAUUUCUUGUGAGCCUUAAUAUGCUGCUUUUUGGUAGACUAUUUGCUUUCAAUUUCCAGUUGUCAAUCUUCACUAUUUUGACAAUGAAAAUAUAAAUGGCAUUUGGUUCCUCGUCUUUUUUUUUUUAAUUUUUUUUUUUUGGAAACUUCAAAAUGGUGUUUCCACAAUUUUCAUUUCGUUUUCAUUUCUUCCUCCUCCCACACUCCUCACCGUCAACAACUAAAUGUUGCUGGAAAAUCACCGGAAGGAAGCUGGUGACCCUAUCGCCUACCGUGGCACUUGCUGGUGACUCCCAUGGGAGUCCGAGUCACUGAAGCAUCUGAAUCUCUGCAUCAAUCAACUAAUUUCCAACUAAAUUUCAUUCUCUGCAUCAAUCUUUAUUUCAUAGCAACCCCUUGAUGUCACUAUGAAUUUUUGUCCCAACUCUUAUGGCUUUCACAGUUUCACUCUGAAUUUUCUGGUAAACCUGGGAGUCGCAUGAUUGCUAGAUCUGCUCUGGGAAUCAUCAGCAGUUAUGGUGACUUGGUGGAGGAGUCACCACCAACCUCCAACAUCUCCUCCAGUUGCCGAGAAAGAUAGGAGUGGGAGAAAUAAUAAAAGGAAAAUCAAAUAUAAAAGUAUAAAUAAAACAAAGCUGUCAAACAACAUGUUAAUUUUUUUAUGGUGGAAAUCAAAUCAGAACAUAAAAAACUAAAAAUAACUAUGGAAAACUGUAAACUCUAUCAUAUGGCUCCUAUUUCUUCUUUUCUCUAUCUGCUAUGUACAACCUGUCUUUGACCUGCAUGCAAUAUGGAAUUUUUCUUUGUUACUUAUUAUGGUUCAAUUUUGAAAAUUUAAGAAAACCAGUUGCUGAUCAAGCCUACAUGAUCAUUCUAUACAUGGCCACUGCUUAUGGUGCAAAACUCUUAAAGGUAACAUGGGCAUUCCUUGUAUGGGUCUGUUGGCUGACUUUGCAACCUGAUUCAUUACAUGUCCAAGCAAUGAGCUGUUCACUUUUAGAUCUUGUCAUAUAACGGUGUCUCUGCUAAUUAAUUUGAUUGAUUUGCUUUCAAUGGAUUUUGGCAGUCAGGGUGUUUUUUGUUUUCUAGCUUCUGCAUUUUCGUGGGUUUCUUUAUGCUACAUAUUGGGAACUGGAUGAAGUAAUCAUUUCAAAUAAUGCAAAGGGAUGGCAGUUUAUGAGGCAAGAAGAUUGUUAAGAGAGAACAACAGGAUUCUGGGCUGGAGAGGGAGGGAGAGUGGGUGUUUGUGGGCCAGAAGUCCAAAUAAUUCAGGAGAACCUGAAAAUGGUUGUGCUUCAUGUGGUGUUAAUAUUUGUGUUUAGUUCUGCUCCUUCAGACAUAGUGAACUCGGUCAAUGCCUAGAACAAGCUUUGAUAAUUGAAGAUGUGAAAACAAGUGAUGCAUCCAAAUUGGCAAAUCGCAUACUUGCUGGGUGCGGAAUGUCAAUCCUUAGUUUUUGGUGUCUUUGUUGGGUACCUCCUUGUCUUUCUUGGGGCAGCGCAUUUGUUGAUUUCUAAUUAUGCAUUCCUUUUUCUGUUUUUCAUUUUAGUUUACACAUCUCUAUGCUAUUUGCUAAUACGUGAAUUGUAUCAGUAAGGGAAGAGUGGGCAAACAGAGUAUCUAUUGAUUUUCUCAUUCUAAUAAGCCCACAAGCACCAUAGUCUGAGAUCUGAAAAACAAAAACAAUGCUUCUUAGGUCAAAGCAUUCUACAUGUCUUUCUCCAUCUUGUUCUACAUUUCAACCAGGACAAGUAGGCAUCUAUAUAGAUCAAAGAAUCUAAAGGCCUUGAUAAAUCAAUCCUUAUCUGCAGCAUUUCACUGAUUCCAAUUGUGUUCUAGAACUAUAUUGUGAUUUCUUAUGCUUCCAGAUUAAGUAGGUUGGUGGCUUCUUGGUUGAGAGUUUCAUAGGGUAAGAUUUGUCUUCUUUUUCCAGUUUAAUAGAUAUGAAACAGACUCCUUUUACCAAAUAUUGAAGCAACUAUCUUUUUGACCUCCUCAAAUUUUAGGAUGCUGCUAGAUAUCUGCCUAUUAUUUAAACCCUUUAUGGCCAGCAGCAUUAAAUGAAUCAUAAGACCAUAAAGUCUGGAAGGUUUCCUUGAUAUAUCAUAGAACUGGUUUCAAUGAUAUGGCAAUAGCUGUAACAGCUCUUCUGGGGAAUAAAGUUGAUACAGGUACUUUUUAAUGAUAUGCUUCAUGGUUAAAUCACAUCUGCUGAUGUUGAGAUUUAGCAUAUAAGAAAGCAUAGUAUUAGACAAAAAGCUAAGAUGACUGUUCCAAAUCAUCUACUUAUCAUAGAUUUGUUCCUGGAGCUUUUUCAUGUGGAUAUUGGUUUUUGCCACCAGUUGGUAUUAUUAUAUCUACAGUUGCCUUUCUCUCAUAAUUAUUUACCAUCGGCUCUUAAAUUAUUGCAUAUUCAUGCUGUCUCAGAAACUCAAAGAGACUGUUGAAGAGUUUGUUAGUAAUACUCCACUGAUAGCAGAAGAUGGAGGAGUUGUACUUGGUUCAAAGAAAACUACUGUUUUUCUGGUUGAUGCCAAGAGUGGAAGGCUAAUCUACAGUUACAGUUUGUCUGAUUCCUCAUCCACAUCGCAGAGUAAUGAUGAAAAGAGUGUUCUAAACAGUACAUCUGACAAACUGGGAAAUUCUGGUCCAUUGAACCUUAAGCCUGAUGAGCUUCCAAUUUACAUCACUAGAACUGAUUAUGCACUGAAGUCUUUCGUCCUAAAUUCAGAUAAAGUUCUAUGGAACAUGACAGUUGCUGAAAUUGGAGCUGCUUUCCUUUGUCAAGACAGUGAGGAUUCAUUUAACGGGGCUCUUUCAAAUUCAGGAUAUGAAUCUCCUGUUGAACCUGGUGUUCGCUUCAGUAUGCCCUUGCCAUGUCAAUCAAAAGCUGUUGUCUACCGAUUUCGUCGUCAUAAUAUGCUAGGACCCUCUGACAAACCUAAUGUGCUACCAGAAUCUGAUCAUCAAGAUAUGAUGGUCCCAUUGUCUGAUUCAAAUUAUAUGCUUCGUUGGCAACCUGAAUUUGAUAUAUUCACAGAACCUCAACAUAAAGAUGGGAUACCCUCACUCUCAGCACCAGAUCUUUUUCUUUCUUCACAACCUGGUGCCAAUCUAUUUAUGGACUCUCAUCACACUAAUGGCAAUGACCUAGCACCAUCAUUGCCACAAAAAAAUGAAAAUUCCAUGAUCUCUGGCAUGAAAUUUAUGAAAAUAGAUCAUAAUAACAAGCUAAAUGUGCUUUUGGAAAGGCCUAUAGUGUGGCCUAUAAUUUAUAUUGUUACUUUUCUUGUGGGGUUGUUCACCUGCGGUUCUUGUGCUUUAUUGGCUAGAAAGGACACUGAGUUGGCUAAGAAGUUGACUGAUUUAAAUGCAAGCACUGUGCCUCCUAAAAAGAAGAAAGCUCGAAAGUCAGGAAAGAACAGUGAUUUUUUUGAGAAGACUGAUAAAAGCUCCUCCCUUGGUGAUGGAUAUGAUGACAGACCAUUGUUGAAACUCAAUCAGUCACUGGGUGACAGCACAGAUGGGCGCAGAAUUGGUAAAUUAUUUGUCUCCAAUAGAGAAAUUGCUAAGGGAAGCAAUGGUACCAUUGUACUAGAGGGAAUCUAUGAAGGGCGUCUUGUUGCUGUCAAACGUCUUGUCAAGGCCCAUCAUGACAUUGCUUUUAAAGAAAUCCAGAAUCUUAUUGCAUCUGACAGACAUCCAAAUAUUGUUAGAUGGUAUGGUGUGGAGUCUGAUCAAGAUUUUGUGUAUCUUUCUCUAGAGCGUUGCACUUGCAGCUUAAGUGAUCUAAUUCAGAUGUGCUCUGAUACCUCUGAAAAGCCAACAUAUACUGAGGACCAACCAAUGGAAGCUAUGAUAAAGAAUAAGGUCUGCUUGGAUUCAAUGAAGGGUUCUUUGCAGGAUAUUAAGUUGUGGAAAGAUAAUGGCUUCCCUUCACCUUUAUUAUUGAAAUUGAUGAGGGAUGUGGUUUCUGGGCUUGUGCAUUUGCAUGAAUUGGGAAUAAUUCAUCGAGACUUGAAGCCUCACAAUGUGUUGAUAAUUAAAGAAAGAUCUUUGUGUGCUAAGCUUUCUGAUAUGGGUAUCAGCAAGCGUCUUGUUGGAGAUAUGUCUUCCUUGGGCCAUCAUGCUACUGGUUAUGGCAGUUCGGGAUGGCAAGCUCCUGAACAGCUUCUCCAUGGACGCCAAACACGUGCAGUAGAUAUGUUUAGCUUGGGUUGUGUUCUCUUUUAUUGCAUUACAGGGGGUAGACAUCCAUUUGGUGACCGUCUUGAACGUGACAUCAAUAUUGUGAACAACAAAGCUGACCUAUUCUUAGUGGAGUAUAUUCCAGAAGCUACAGAUUUGUUCUCUCGUUUAUUGGAUCCUAAUGCUGAAUUAAGGCCCAAGGCACUGGACGUGUUGCAUCAUCCUUUGUUUUGGAAUUCUGAGAUGAGAUUAUCAUUCUUCCGUGACACAAGUGACAGAGUGGAGUUGGAAGAUAGGGAAACCGGCUCUGUUAUUUUAAAAGGAUUAGAAAGUAUAGCUCCAGUAGCGUUAGGCUCAAAAUGGGACGAAAAGAUGGAACCUGCAUUUCUUUAUAACAUUGGACGGUACAGGCGUUAUAAGUUUGACAGUGUUCGUGACUUACUGCGAGUCAUGCGAAACAAGUUGAAUCAUUAUAGAGAGCUUCCUGUUGAAAUUCAGGAUAUCCUAGGACCAGUACCCGAAGGAUUCGAUGGCUAUUUUGCUAGUCGGUUCCCCAAAUUACUGAUAGAAGUAUACAAAGUCAUGUACCAGCACUGCAGGGAAGAAGAAUGCUACAGCAAGUACUUCCAAAGCAGUAUAGCUUGAAUCGCUUCUCCAACAGACUGCUUUAGAAAGACUGCAGAUUUGAAUAGCAACGAGUUGCUCAAGAAUGUAAAAUAUGGUUGUAACUGCAAGAUCAGAAGAUGUAUAGUACUUGGUUGUCUUAGUUGUUUAUUAAUGUAAAGGAAAAUGUAUGAUUCUUCUACUUUUUCAGUUAUUAAUGUAGCUGUCUUAGUUGUAUGAAUGUAGAUAUGACCGGAACUGGAAAAUGUACUUAUCUUAGUUGUUGUAUGAAUGUAUGAUUCUAUUACUUCGCCAA
Messenger RNA from Diospyros lotus (date-plum), 5354 nucleotides. RefSeq names its product serine/threonine-protein kinase/endoribonuclease IRE1a. The record is from RefSeq and is a predicted model, not a curated record. Bases 2564 to 5080 code for a protein of 838 amino acids. Gene Ontology annotation, molecular function: protein serine/threonine kinase activity; ATP binding; RNA endonuclease activity. NCBI's taxonomy places the organism in Eukaryota, Viridiplantae, Streptophyta, Magnoliopsida, Ericales, Ebenaceae. Gene Ontology annotation, cellular component: IRE1-TRAF2-ASK1 complex. The transcript is spliced from 6 exons. Gene Ontology annotation, biological process: IRE1-mediated unfolded protein response; intrinsic apoptotic signaling pathway in response to endoplasmic reticulum stress; mRNA processing.